CGCGAGCCUUCUGUUUCCUCUUUCGAGUAGCUUUGAUUACCGCGGAGUCCCCGCGCGCCAUUUCUCUGCGCCUGCGUGCUGCGACCCUGCGCAGCCUGGGAGGCGGGUUUUAGCUCCAGGUUUGUACGGCCGCCGAGUGCACGCGAACUCGGUCUGCGAGGUCCAAGGAAAUGAGUCCCGUCCCGGUGGUGGAGAGAGCGAUGUGAAAGCCAGGAAGCAGGCGGCCCUUCCCUGUGCGUCUCCGAGCGUGGUUUCCGCGGGCCCCCGGGGACGGCAGGAUUCUGGAUCUGGAUCCGUGGGGUGGGGUCUGUCCUGGCCGGGAGCUGAGCGCCCCCUCCUGGGGACGGUGCUGUGGCCGCAGUCGGUGGUGGGCUGCCUGGAGAUUUCGUAGACCCCAGUGGCUCUCAGUCCUUUGGGGGGGAGGCACCCUGGGUCGGUGCUCCAGGCUCCUGUUGUGCUGGGCUUUCCUAGUACUCUAUGUCCUUGGGCCAUGGAACCACUGCAGGCAGCACAGCGGCGCCUCUGUCUGAAGAAGGGGAAGUGACUUCCGGCCUCCAGGCUCUGGCGGUGGAGGACACCGGGGGUCCCUCUGUCUCGGCUAGUAAGGCCGAGGAAGAGGGGCAAGGAGGUCAGGAGGAGGCCGGGCGUGAGGGAUCCAGGGCUGAGGAGGCGCUAGACGCUCCCAGCGCUGCGGGCGCCGAGCGCGCCGAGGGAGACUCGGAAGACUGGUGCGUGCCCUGCAGCGAUGAGGAGGUGGAGCUGCCGGCCAGUGGGCAGGCCUGGAUGCCCCCACCCGCCGAAAUCCAGCGGCUCUACGAACUGCUGGCUGCCCAAGGUACUCUGGAGCUUCAAGCGGAGAUCCUGCCCCGCCGGCCGCCCACUCCUGAAGCCCAGAGUGAAGAGGAGAGAUCAGAUGAGGAGCCAGAGGCCAAAGAGGAGGAGGAGGAAAAGCCGCACAUGCCUACAGAAUUUGACUUUGAUGAUGAGCCAAUGACACCGAAGGACUCACUGAUUGACAGAAGACGAACGCCAGGAAGCUCAGUCCGGAGCCAGAAACGUGAGGCCCGUCUGGAUAAGGUCCUCUCGGACAUGAAGCGACAUAAGAAACUAGAAGAACAGAUCCUUCGGACUGGGAGAGACCUCUUCAGCUUAGACUCGGAGGGCCCCAGCCCCGCCAGCCCUCCACUGCGAUCCUCGGGGAAUAGUCUCUUCCCCCGGCAGCGGAAGUACUGACUCUUGCUGCCAUGGCCUACAGGUGCAGACUGUUUCCCCCGGGCGUGGCCAGCCUUGCCCAGCCCAGGCUCUGGGGAACUUUGUCACAGAAAAAAGCCUCAAGCUCGCAGCUCAGUGCCUUGCGGGAGAGUGUGUGUUCUGUUGAGUGUCUGUUUGCAGUUCUGAGCUGGAUUUGCUGAGUCUAAUAAAAGAUGCAGACUGA
This is a messenger RNA of Peromyscus maniculatus bairdii (prairie deer mouse), 1435 nucleotides long. It is a transcript of the gene Pagr1, whose product is annotated as PAXIP1 associated glutamate rich protein 1. NCBI's taxonomy places the organism in Eukaryota, Metazoa, Chordata, Mammalia, Rodentia, Cricetidae. Gene Ontology annotation, molecular function: nuclear estrogen receptor binding. The record is from RefSeq and is a predicted model, not a curated record. Gene Ontology annotation, cellular component: MLL3/4 complex. Gene Ontology annotation, biological process: positive regulation of intracellular estrogen receptor signaling pathway; positive regulation of cell cycle G1/S phase transition.